Messenger RNA from Xiphophorus maculatus (southern platyfish), 7087 nucleotides. RefSeq names its product KH RNA binding domain containing, signal transduction associated 2 (gene khdrbs2). The transcript has 13 exons. Gene Ontology annotation, molecular function: poly(A) binding; mRNA binding. The coding region runs from base 247 to 1614 and encodes 455 amino acids. The record is from RefSeq and is a predicted model, not a curated record. Lineage: Eukaryota; Metazoa; Chordata; Actinopteri; Cyprinodontiformes; Poeciliidae. Gene Ontology annotation, biological process: regulation of alternative mRNA splicing, via spliceosome. Gene Ontology annotation, cellular component: nucleus.
GGCUUUCUUACAGAGGAGAGGCAGCGGCGGCGGAGAUGGACUCACACCUCUGAUUACUGCUCAUCCUCCUGUCAGCUUUUCUCGCAGAUCUGGAACGGCUACAUUUCACAGACGGGAUUUUUGUUGGUUCUGGACGGACAGACUGCAGCCACCUGAACGCAGGAAGGAAAGAUUUUUAGUUACAUUCCGACGCUCAGUUCUGUGGUCUCACCUGUACUGCCGGUGGGGAGACUCGCUGCGAUCAUAAUGCAUCCGAAUAAGUGCUUACCUGAACUGAUGGCCGAGAAAAACAGCCUGGACCCUUCUUUUGUUCAUGCGGUUCGGCUUCUAGCAGAGGGUAAGUCAGAGAUUGGGAAAUAUGAAGGUGAUGAGCUGAAAAAAGACGCGGACACAAAGAAAUACCUUGAUAUUAUCAGCAAUAAAAACAUCAAGCUUUCUGAAAGAGUUCUUAUUCCUAUCCAACAGUAUCCAAAGUUUAACUUUGUAGGGAAGCUGCUUGGACCGCGAGGGAACUCUAUGAAAAGAUUACAAGAGGAGACAGGAGUGAAGAUGUCCAUCCUUGGCAAAGGAUCCAUGAGGGAUAAAGAAAAAGAAGAAGAAUUACGGAAAAGCGGGGAGGCCAAAUACGCCCACCUGUGUAAUGAUUUACACGUUUUAAUUGAAGUCUUCGCUCCACCAGGAGAGGCCUAUUCCCGCAUGAGUCAUGCCUUGGAGGAAAUAAAAAAAUUUCUUGUUCCAGACUACAAUGAUGAGAUCAGGCAAGAGCAGCUGAGAGAGUUAUCCCUGCUGAACGGAUCAGACGAGUCGAGCAGAGGGAGGAGCAUACAGGGGAGGAGCCUAAGGACAACAACCGCAUCCACAAUGGGCCACGGAGGUGCAAGCAGAAGAGCAGCAACACCACGAGGGACAGCCGCAGCCACACACAGCAAACUUCCCAAAACUGCUCUGACGAGGGACUUGCAAGCUCCACGGAUCAGGGGGGCAGCAGCAAACGCCGGAUACAGGCCCCCACUGUUAGCAGUCACACAUGAAUCAUAUGAUGACUAUGGCUAUGAAGACGGAUAUGAUGAAGAAUAUGAAGAUGAGACUUAUGAAGAAUAUGAUGAAAACUACAGCACUCAGACAAAGAGCAUUUCAGAAUAUUAUGAACAUGGACACGGAACCAGUGAUGAAUCAUACAACAGCUAUGAAGAAGAGUGGACAAGCCCCAGACCCAUUCUCAAAGCUCCCGCUUUACGCCUGACAAGAGGAGGCUACAGAAAACAUCCCUAUGAUACUGAAAAACACUGUAGUGUGUUGUCAUCAAAGCACAGAGAAACACUGCAGGGCACAAAGAAGACACAUUCAAGAUGGAAGAUUCCCUUCACACAAUUUCAUCUUCGUCCGAAGAGAAAAUUCUUGGAGACAGAAGCAGACUUCAGGGGAAAAUCCAAUGUGAGACAUGAUGGAAGAUCCACAGGUAAGGAAGCGAAAUCUAAAAUUGCUUCCAUUAUUAUAUCGAAGGAGCUAUGCAUUCUAUGUAUUUUGAGCAGAUUAAAUCUUGACCAAGCCAUGCCACAUGCAGAUUUGGAAUUGAAAUUGCUUUUGUUCAACCAAGGCAUUUUCUUUACAUAGUAGAAAAUAUGAUGUGAAGAGUUUAAAAAUAGAUUUUAAAUAUUUUAUUUAAACUAGAUGAAAACAAUUAUUUUAAAAAUAGGCAAAAAAAUCUUUAUUAUUAUCCCUUUUAUAACUUUAAUGUUGAAAUGCAUCCUUGCUGUUACCCUGAUCUUAAGCUCCCACCACAGAUUAUGUUACAUUUAAGUCAGAAUUGGCUGGGCCACUUCAAAGCGUUCCAAUCAGAAAGGGCAUGUUGGUGAAAUUAAGACUAAGACUAAGUGGGUUUGUGUUUGGAUGUGUAGGAAGCCACUUAAAAGCGAGGCACCACUCAUGCAAAAAGCUCUUCAGACUGUAGCCACUGAAUAGUCCUGAUAUGACCAUUGUUUCAGAUUUAUUUGUUUCUUUCUAUAAAUUUUCCCUUCAAAGAACAUAAUGCAACAACAACAAAAAUGUGUUCUUAUUUCUAUGCAGAUUCUUCUGUGGAGUUGUUUGUAAUGACAUGUCCUCUGAAAAUAAAAUGAAAAUAAAUAUGUAUGAUUGAUAAUAAACCUCCCACAGCUUGAGCUAAUACCAACACAUUCUGUGGUCAUGUAAUGACACCAUCUGCUCCUGGGUUCAGACUGGCUGCUAGAGAGCGAGGCGUUCUCAAUGUGCAGCAUUACGCACUCGCCAGUUUUGCUAAGCAACUGGAAACAAAUAAAUGAUGCCUGCCAAGUCUUAUGCUGAGUGUUUUUAUUUCCUUUAAUAAUUGCACCCUUAUUGCUCAUAACAACAUGAUAAAAGCUUGUUUGCAAAGGUUUAGGUGAGAGUGAGGAGCUUUAGAUUCCCCCUGUAUCCAUUUCAAGGACAAGCUGAUUGUGUCGGGCUAAAAGCUGCAUCUCCAUACAAAAAUGUCACCCUGGAUGUUGUACGUUAGUUGACAGAUUAUAACCAGGGGAUUCGCAAAGAGACAGCCAGUGGAUCGAGGGGAAUUACUGAGUCGCAGUUGAUGCUCACCCAGCCCAAAUGUCAGACCCGAGGGCUCAGACUGCUACAAACCAAGGACACAAGUGUUAUUUAUCACACUCAUAAAAAUCCAUUUGAAGAGAUUGUUGCAUGCUUUUUUAGUAAACAUUGUAAACCAUUAUUGUAAAAAUACUAAGAGAUAGGUUGGCCUUGGGAAAAUACGCUAAAUUGUUGUGUUGUUUGUAGUUGGAUUGGAAAAUUAUGUCAGGUUAUUAAAAGAACAAAUGAUGUAAUUAAAAGAAGAAAUUUAAUCUAAAUAGUCCAUUUUGAACUGUUUAAGCGAAAAUAUCCAGGGCUAUAUAGAUUUACUCUUCAUGUAUAUAUUUUUACAUCCCUUUGUGGAACAAUGUGAAAAUGCAGGUCAUUGUUGUCACAGAGGUUCGUUUAUACUGACAGUACCAAGUGAAUGUGGUAGUAAACAACUGUGAUCAAUACAAAGAAUCAAGUUUUCAUGUGAUUUAUUAGCUUUAGUAAAUAUUAUGCUAGGCAAACUACUUUUGACAGAUUGUAAUGUGGAUUCUGAAGCAUUUCAUCUGGUCUGAUUGACAUUUUCCCCAAGUACUACCAUUCAGUUUCAGAGAAUGUGAAAACCUUUUGACUUUUUUUGGCUUCUUCCCUGCUGGUGUUGGCUGGAAUGAUGCUACUGGUAUAUACUGUACUGCAGCUCAUUUUGAGGCUAACUGGUUUGUCUGGCUCCAUCAUCAGUGUGUCAGCCUUGUCAUCAUUCCUGCCAGUUAUGGAGAAAGUUGCGGCAGUUUUUCAGAUCCCUGCAGGAUUUAGUUGGUGCCUGAAAAUGCAGUCUGGCAAUUCCAGUCCAUCACAAACUGAUUUCACAUGUUUUUAUUCCCAAAUUAUCUCAAAACCUAUGCAUUAUUCCCACAUACGGCUAAUGACUUUUGAUUUCAGCAAGAAUUUGAAACAAUUACAUGAAUGGCAAAGGAUUUGUGUAAAUAUAUGCAGUGAAUAUUCUUCUGGCAUGUGCCUUUUGUGCAUCACUUGUUUAUCUCCUCUCUGUUUGUCUUCAGGCAUACUUUGUAGGAUGGGCUGAACACCUGGUGGACUAUAAAACUUUCAAGUCUGAUUGUUAUGGGCAUGGACUAUAAAAUAUCCUUUGGCUAUAUAUUUUUUAUUUCCCCUAAAAUCUACAGAGUUUGUAUUUGUAGCUUUGAGGACAGAAUUUUAUUGUUUUCAUAAAACUUCACUUUGGUUGUUCUAAGAUAAAAUAGGGGAAAUUACCAUGGAACAUGUCAACAUUUUCUCAGUAAAUCUAUUUAUUAUGGGGCUAUUGGCAAGAAAUUCACACCUGAUUCGGGAAAAUAAUUCACACAGGUCUGUAGACUAAGUUAUGUGAAAUAAAAUUGAACGACACAGGGUAAGUACUAACAAGAAAAGUAUUUUUAGGCUAACUCCAGUUCGUUUUCCAAAGAUGAUGAACAGUUAGUUCAUUGGUGUAAUGACUUAACUGGAAUAUAAUGUUUGUGAUGAGGAGAAUUUUAUGUGAAUAUUCUCUUUAGAAAUAUAUUCACUGAGAAAGAUAUUGAUGCAUUGAAUGCUUAUUUUACAAAUUAUUAUUGUCCUCUGUUUUUUUUUUUAUUUUGAAAAUCCUGAUUAUUAAAAUGGUGAGAUGUUUUCAUUUAGCGUCUGCUGUGAUUUCAGACUUGACCGACUGCACCCUGUAUCUUUACCCCAGUUGUUGUAAUAAAUGGUACACUUAGGGCUGCCAACAGGAACAUGUUAGUUCAUUAAGUAAGUCGAGCCCACUGCCAACGUCCUGGCCAAAUGUCACAGCCAGUUUACAACCCUGCUGGUAAAUCCUCCUGCUGCUCCGUACAGCUUCACUUCUAGUCAUUUCCCUGGGUCUUCAUAAUGAAUUAUGCUCUCUGUACCUCUAAAUAUGGCACAUGGUAAUUAACGUCAGAGAUAGAUGGAAGCAAUACAAGGUCACUACUGUUCAAAUAAAUGUUCAUAACCGGCUUCUUUUUGAGUUCCUGUGUUCAAAUUUAAUUCACAAAACAGCUUUUCAGUCGCCUUGUGAAGCAGGCAUAUCAAAACAUGUUUGAUGUGCCUAACUUGCAAUAUGAUCUUCUGCAUCAUAUUUGUUGCAGAAGAUCAUCUAUUUCUUAUUGUUUUGGAUGGAGGGGGAUUUCAUACAUCUACACAAGGUAUCCACCCCUCUCCCUCACUCUGAUAUGUGCUUAAUUCAUUUGCCUCAUGACACACUCCACACAGCCUGUUAGGCAGUAUGGCAUUUAUCUCCCUUGAUAUUACUUGAUCUAAAUCCUAAAAGCACAAAGACACUAAAAGUGGGUCAGGAUUUAGGCAACGUACAUUGCCUCAACACAGUGUGUAGCGUUAACUAACACACUGCAGCUUUCUCCAUCAAGGACAAGUACCUGAGCAAACUCAGCUCUGUUUGGACAGCUGCUUGAUGAGCCAGAAUAGAGAAUGAGGGCUUAUGAUCACCAGAAGUCAAAAAGGGCCUCUUCAGCACCACGGCACUUUUGAUGAAAUGAUGUCUGUGCAGAGUCAUAAGUCUUUUGUGCGUGUGGGUGAUGUUUGUCUCUUAUUUUUCUUUAAAAAAAAACAAAAAAAAACGGACAUCUAAGUCAGGUGACAGACAAUAAGGAUUUACUGCUUGACUCGCAAUUUUCAGGAAGAUAUGAGAGCAAAUGUAGACAGAAUACUGGGUUGCAUUUAAGCUUUGCUUUUGCAAUUGUCUGCUUUUUCAUUUUUGUCCAGAAGCCUCAUUAGAGCUGUUUUACAGAUGUGAUGAGUCCUGACAUACUGAGAUGCUCUGUGCAAAUGGAAAAACUAAGCAACAGAAUUGCACAAAUUAUGCUUUUGACUAAUGAAGUGUUGCAGAGCAAAAUGUCUUCACAUAUGCAGUGCUUGUUAAAUAUCCUGUAAGAAAUAUGCUAUUUGUAACAAGAUUGAAAAUAUAUGUUUUAAAAGUGUUCCUAACAAUACCAACAACUGACUAAAGGAAAAGAUAAGAUAUUAUUUGAAUGUUGAAUGACAUGUAUUUAUUUUGUUGGUGUAGGAGGAAUCAAAUAAAAAAAGAUAGAAGUUCAAAUCAGAACUCUCCAUCCUGCUUGUUAAACAAAGCAAAGGAGCUGACAGCAUGUUGAAGAAUUAUGGAGGUUUUGGAGAGUAUCUGUGACCACUACACCAAGACUGCUGCAGCUGAAUUACUGGUGCAAAAGGAGCGCAUGCUGCAGGAUUUCCUCCUAUUAAAGUGGGAGUUUUAUUGAAAUGGACUCAGAGAGUCUUGUUUCAAUUGUAGAAAUGUUUCCUGAUUUAAAAACUUUAGCUGAAGUGAUGCUUAUAAUUCCAGUCUCUAGCAGCACAGCGUGGAGUUUGCCUCCAGAAAAGCAUAAAAAAUUCCCAUUAGAAGUAAUUUGUUUGAGGCAGAGGCAAAGUUCAAAAUAUCAUAACAAUAGCUUCUGUAACAAGUUUGAAACAUUUGAUAAUGAAUGAGCAGAUGAGGAAUUCAGCUUCUUGAGGAACACGAGAAAGUUAUUAGAUUAUGUGUUCAGGCCGCAGAGGGUGAAUGUUCAUAUUUUAGGUGCAUUGUUUCAUUUCAUUCUUUGUACUUACUGGGGCCAUAGUCAGAGGUUUAGUUAUUUUGGAGAAAAUGUUACAUGUAUUCAUCUGCUUCAUGUGUGAUAGCAUUAAUUGGAUUCUCUGUUGAGGUUGAAUAUUAAAAUGAAUGAAAAUUAAAUACAACAAAAUAUGUCAAUUUCAUUUUAAAAAUUGACAGGUAAGCAGAGUUUAUGGCAAGAUGUUUUCGAUCAUGCCAGUCAAAAAAACAAAACAACAAAAAUAUCUACUGCAACUACUGGUGCACUCACUUAUUUGAUAUUCCUGUUAAAAAGCACCUUUUUAUACUGAUUGCUUGUUUUUAAGUAGAGUGUGGCUGCAAAUAUUUUUCUGUCAACAAAAAGUGCUCUUAAAAUUACUUAUCUGCUUUGAGAAAUACUGGAAAGGUCUCUUAUGAUUUAUAGGUUUUAUAGUUUUCUGGUCUCAAACUAUGAUGAAGUUUUCCCUCUAAGGUUUGAAAGUUCUCAAUCUUACAUUGUUUUUUAAUGUAUGAGAAAUACGUACACUCCACAUAGGAGUUGUUUGUUAAAUUGCCUGUUUAUUGUCUCCACAUGUACAUGAUAAAGAUAUUGGACUACAUAUAUUGAUUUUAUAAUUUAGGGUAAUGAGGUACAUGUAUGUUGACAUGGUCUUCUACGUAGGCUUUUACAUUUUUAUUUUCAUUCUUCUGUACUGAUUUUCUUCUACACUGUGAAUGCCCUGAAUAUUUUUGUACUUUUUUGUAAUUUAGAACCACAACCUAUUAAAUUUCAAUUCCAGUCAUGCAAACACGGUUGUCUACUGAAGCUUGUUGCAUAAUAAAUUGUGCAAGGUUAACAUUGUGAAUGAGUUUCUUGUAUUUUCUGAGACUAAUCCAUCGUUUUCCUAUAAAUCUUUUUUUAGGUAA